CACCAAAACGAAAAUGAAUGUGGCGCUUAGUUUUGGAUUUGGGAAUUUGGGGAAAACGUAAACUGAGUGUGAAACCUUUGGAGGGAAAGGAUGAAAAGACGAUGGCGCUUAGUUUCUCCAAGAUAGUAUAUGAUGAGUCGAACUUUGAUUCGUACAACUAAUGAUUACUUUAAUCUCAGUUCCGAAAAGACCAUUUUAAGUCUCUUCAUUUUCUUACUUAACUUCUUUGCUAAGUCAUUGCUCCUACCUUUCCUUCUCGCUGCAACUCAGGUAUUCAUCCAUCAGAAACUAAACUACUGGGAAAUUAAUAGCUAUGGGGGUACCUUCGUUCUAUAGAUGGUUGACUGAGAAAUAUCCUAGGGUGGUGCAAGAUGUGGACCACGCCAUGCAAGACCCAAAUGGAGUGAAAUAUGAUAACUUGUAUCUUGACAUGAAUGCCAUCAUCCACCCAUGUUUUCACCCUGAUACUGAUCAUGACAAUAUUCCAUUUCCAACAACAUUCGAAGAUGUUUUCAGAAAUGUCUUUGAAUACAUUGAUAGACUAGUUGACACUGUUAGGCCUCGCAAGCUCGUUUACAUGGCUAUUGACGGGGUUGCCCCACGUGCCAAAAUGAACCAGCAACGUUCAAGACGUUUCCGAGCUUCUAAGGACAAAGAAAUUCAUGAAGCUGAGGAAGAGAGGUUGAGGGAACAAUUUGAAAUGGAAGGGAAACAAGUUCUUCCUAAAGAAGAAUCUGAAGUGGCAGAUUCCAAUAUUAUAACACCAGGCACUGAGUUCAUGCAUGAACUCUCAAAGGCACUUAAGAACUAUAUCUCUUCAAGGAUACUUUGCAACUCAUCAUGGAAGGAUGUUAUGGUGAUUCUCUCCGAUGCUAAUGUUCCUGGGGAAGGGGAACAUAAGAUUAUGUCAUACAUACGCAAACAGCGUACUCUGGAGGAGUAUGAUCCAAAUACCUGUCAUUGUUUAUAUGGCUUGGAUGCUGAUCUUAUAAUGCUUGCAAUGGCUACUCACGAGCCCCAUUUUUCAAUAUUAAGAGAGGAUGUCUCUGUUCAGCAGCAGCCAAAAGUUGCUGCCAAGCCUUUCAAGCUUUUGCACAUUUGGUUGUUGAGGGAGUAUCUUGAGUUUGACCUGAAGAUAGAAAAUCCUCCCAAAACUUGUAGCAUUGAGCUUGAGCGGAUAAUUGAUGAUUUCAUCUUCAUGUGCUUUUUUGCUGGAAAUGAUUUUCUGCCCCACAUGCCAUCUUUGGAUAUUCAUGAGGGGGCUAUUGAUUUGCUAAUGACUGUUUACAAGGAAGAAUUCAGUAAUCUUGGAGGAUAUCUUGUGGACAUGAGCAGGGUUGGGGAGAAAAAUGCUGCUUUUAUGAAGUUAUCUAGAGUUGAAAAAUUUAUACUUAAGGUUGGUACAUAUGAAGAGAAAAUCUUUAAGAAAAGAUCUGAAAUACGAGAACGUAAAUUGAAAAGGCUUAUUCGAGAUAAGGAGGAUGCUUGGAGGGAAGAAAAGAAUGAAAAAUGUUUCUUUAAUGUUGACGAUGAACAUACUUCUGAUUGUACUCUUCUGAUUAAGAAGGCACCAGAUGCAAGGUUGUCUGUUUUGGUGAAUAAUGUUUCUGCUACAGAUGCUGAAAUUGAGCAAAACACAAAGGAUUUAAAAGAUGAAUUGAAGAGAAGUAUCAGAAAAAAUAGUGACUUACUUUUGAGUGAAGAUUUCCAAAUUGACAAGAUAAAAUUGGGAUCACCUGGUUACAAAGAAAGAUAUUAUAAAGCGAAGUUUUCUGUGGAAACUGCUGCUGACAUUGAGGGAAAAAUGAAAGAAAUAGUCCAGAAGUACACUGAAGGAUUGGUAUGGAUUCUUCAAUACUAUUUUUCAGCAGUUGCUUCUUGGACAUGGUUUUAUCCGUUCCACUAUGGUCCAUUUGCUUCAGACUUAAAGGGCAUGGGUCAAGUGAGAGUAAAAUUUGAAAAGGGUGUCCCAUUCUUACCACUUGAUCAACUUUUAAGUGUUCUCCCUCCAGGAAGUGCUAAUGCUCUUCCAAAAGCCUAUGCACAACUGAUGCUAGAUGAGAAAUCUAGAAUCCUUGACUUUUAUCCUCAGGAUUUUGAAGUUGACACUGUAGGAAAGCGCUUCCUAUGGCAGGGAAUUUGCAAACUUCCAUGGAUAGAUGAUACCCGGCUUGUGGCUGAAACCAAAGAACUCAAAAAUGAAUUAUCUGACAAGGACGCCAUAAGAAAUUCACCCAAUGCAGAUAACUUGUUUGUUAGAAGCUCCAGCAAAUUAGCAGAAAAAUUUGGCUCUCUAUCUCUUGACCCAAAUGUGCCUUGCAAGUUAGACACAAGAAUAAGCAGUGAUGGCAUUGGGGGUAGCAUAGGUCUUUGCCAUGAGUUUGUUAAGGAGCCUUGCUUGUCCGUUUGUGACAACAAAGAAGAUUGUGUCUUAUGUGUCUAUUACGAGGUUCCUGCUGGUACUAAUCAUAUUCCUCGUUUACUAUCGGGUGUGAGCCUUCCAGAGAAGACAAUCUCUGAAGGUGAUAUUUUUGAAACCGAACUCUGGCAUGAACGUCAAUAUAGUCGUUUUCUGAGUCUGCAAAACCAAGACAAACGGCGGAGUGAAAACACGAGCAAUACUCCUCCAAGGUUUUUCUCAGAUCCAAGUAGACAACAUGAAAGAGGCUUUUCAUCAAAUGGAAGUAGCCAACAUGCAAGAAGCUUUUCAUCAAAUGCACCUUCCUUUAUUCACAAAGGUGCUGGUGUUGGAUGGGGUGGUAGAGGGAGAAAAGUUAAUACAGUGGAAAAUGAAAGAAUUCCUAGUCAUGAACAACAUAAUGAUGCAGGCUCUUAUCAUGUAACAACAGCUACUACUACUGAGAGGCAUUUUGGUCGGGGACAAGGUAGGGGUGCAUCUAGUAGCAGUUCAUUGCGGCCUCAGUGGGGUGGUGCAAAAUCUCAGCAUGUGAAAGAUCAUAAUCGUUGGUAAAAUGUGGCUGCAAUAUGAAAUAGAAGAAAAGAAACUAGGAGUUUUGACUUUUACUUUGACCUUGUGACAUUGUUGAUUACUUUUUUGGUUUUGGUAUAGUUGCAUAUGACUAUUUAAGGGUACACAACCUUUUACAGGGUGUACUGAUUUUGUAUGUCAUGUUCCUCACUCUUUUCAUAAGGUCAACUUUUUCUCUUUUUAUGGUUACU
This is a messenger RNA of Vigna unguiculata (cowpea), 3180 nucleotides long. Its product is annotated as 5'-3' exoribonuclease 3-like. Gene Ontology annotation, biological process: nuclear-transcribed mRNA catabolic process. Gene Ontology annotation, cellular component: nucleus. The record is from RefSeq and is a predicted model, not a curated record. Gene Ontology annotation, molecular function: 5'-3' RNA exonuclease activity; RNA binding. NCBI's taxonomy places the organism in Eukaryota, Viridiplantae, Streptophyta, Magnoliopsida, Fabales, Fabaceae.